Oryza brachyantha (malo sina) is the source of this 1589-nucleotide messenger RNA. Its product is annotated as probable cinnamyl alcohol dehydrogenase 1. Bases 245 to 1309 code for a protein of 354 amino acids. Lineage: Eukaryota; Viridiplantae; Streptophyta; Magnoliopsida; Poales; Poaceae. The record is from RefSeq and is a predicted model, not a curated record. The transcript is spliced from 7 exons. Gene Ontology annotation, molecular function: oxidoreductase activity, acting on the CH-OH group of donors, NAD or NADP as acceptor; zinc ion binding.
GCGGCCGCUCCUCUCCCCACCUCGCCCCAUCCGCCGCUCCCGCAACAAGGCGGCCUAACAAAAAGAGACCUACCACUCCUCCGCCUGCGCUUCUUCCCUCCGCUGCGGAAAGCCGAACCGCCCGCGCUUCUUCCCCCUUCCUCGCCUACGCACGCCUCCCUCAUCUUUGCCCUCGUUAAAUUUUCCGGUUUGCAUCGUCGUCGUCGCCGUCUCCCUCCCACGGAUUGAUUGAGACUUGAGUGGCAUGGCUGCUGAAUGUGGAAGUGGCAAUUGUGAAGCUUGGGCCGCGAGAGAUCCUUCUGGUAUCCUCUCCCUGUACAAAUUCAACCGCAGGGCUGUACAAAGCGAUGAUGUUUCCGUGAGGAUCACACACUGUGGUGUCUGUUAUGCUGAUGUUGCAUGGACACGGAAUAUACUUAACAAUUCGAUGUACCCUUUAGUCCCUGGGCAUGAGAUAGCUGGAGUUGUAACUGAGGUUGGUGCAGACGUCAAGAAUUUCAAAGUGGGUGACCAUGUAGGUGUUGGCACAUAUGUGAAUUCAUGCCGGGACUGUGAGAACUGCAAUAGCUCUCUUGAGAACUACUGCUCAAAAGGUGUCUUCACUUUCAAUGGAGUUGACACUGAUGGCACUGUCACAAAGGGAGGAUAUUCUAGUCACAUAGUAGUACAUGAUAGGUACUGCUUUAAAAUUCCUGAUGGCUACCCUUUGGAAAAGGCAGCACCAUUACUUUGUGCUGGCAUUACUGUAUAUACUCCAAUGAUGCGGCAUAACAUGAACCAACCAGGAAAAUCACUUGGCGUCAUUGGACUUGGUGGUCUCGGUCACAUGGCAGUAAAAUUUGGGAAAGCCUUUGGACUGAAAGUAACAGUUAUUAGUACUAGUGAAUCAAAGAGAAAAGAAGCUAUUGACCUUCUUGGUGCAGAUAAUUUCGUGCUCUCAUCAGAUAAAAAUGAGAUGGAGUCGCUGAAAAGUUCCCUGCACUUCAUUAUUGAUACUGCCUCCGGUGAUCACCCAUUCGAUCCUUAUCUCUCACUACUGAAAGUCGGUGGUGUAAUGGCACUGCUUAGCUUCCCAAGUGAAAUCAAAGUGCAUCCUGCAAACCUUAAUCUUGGUGGGCGGAGUUUAUCUGGUAGUGUAACAGGAGGUACAAAGGACACCCAGGAGAUGAUAAACUUCUGUGCUGCAAACAAAAUCUUCCCAGAUAUCGAGAUGAUCAAGAUAGACUACGCCAACGAGGCACUUCAGAGGCUUGUGGACCGGGAUGUGAGGUUUCGCUUUGUGAUCGACAUUGAAAACUCUUUCAAGUAGUAUUUUCACAGUUCAGACCAUUAGGUAACUAAAAGAAAUGUGUGCAAUAAUAAUGUUGAAAUAUUCUACAUCACGACUGUUGAGGACAUGAGAGAUAGUUCCAGAAUAAAAUGUUCCAGGUUAACAGGAAACAGUUUGGUGCUGUUUCCAGUUACUUGUAAUCACAAGAUUCUCCCUAUAGAACCUCUUGUCUGCUUGUGGGUUGCACCAACAGGCGCUAGAGCCAAUACCAGUUUUUAUUGUUAUUUUUUUUUCUCAGGGCUCCUUCGAACGAAGGAAU